Syzygium oleosum is the source of this 1439-nucleotide messenger RNA. Its product is annotated as SEC12-like protein 1. NCBI's taxonomy places the organism in Eukaryota, Viridiplantae, Streptophyta, Magnoliopsida, Myrtales, Myrtaceae. Gene Ontology annotation, cellular component: endoplasmic reticulum membrane. The coding region runs from base 1 to 1092 and encodes 363 amino acids. The transcript has 10 exons. Gene Ontology annotation, biological process: protein secretion. Gene Ontology annotation, molecular function: GTPase activator activity; protein binding; guanyl-nucleotide exchange factor activity. The record is from RefSeq and is a predicted model, not a curated record.
AUGGAGGGAGUCGGGCCGGAUCGGGGCAAGGCGACAUGCGGGUCAUGGAUCCGACAACCCGAGAAAGCGAACCUGGUAGCGUUGGGCAAGCCAGGGAGCAACGACCCUUCUUCACCAUCUUUGAUACAGAUUUUCUCUUUUGAUCCCAAGACUAUUGCACUUCCCUCUGCCCCUCUGGCAGCUCAUGUGCUCGAAGCAAGUGAAGGCCAUCCCUUGACAAUCGCAGCGCACCCAAGCGGCGACGACAUUGUGUUCUCCACAAGUUCUGGCGGAUGCAAAAUCUUGGAACUGUAUGGUCGAGAAUCGAGUCUGAAGCUGAUAGCCAGAAAGCCACCUCUUCUUCAAGACGUUGGUCCUCAGCAAUGUCUUGCCUUCAGCGGUGAUGGAUCCAGACUUGCGGCUGGCGGAAUGGAUGGUCGUCUCAGGAUCUUCAAGUGGCCGAGCCUCCAAGUCGUGCUGGACGAACCGGCCGAGCGCAGCUCCUAUCGGGAUCUCGAUUUUAGCCUAGACUCGGAAUUGCUGGCCUCGACCUCGACCGAUGGUUCGGCGAGAAUAUGGAGAGCUGAAGAUGGCAUUCCCUUGGCUACCUUGGCUCGUGGUCCGGAUGAAAGAAUUGAGCUCUGUCGUUUCUCUAGGGACGGGGCGAGACCGUUCUUGUUCUGCACGGUUCAGAAAGGUGAUAAAGCCUUGACGGGAGUUUGGAACAUAGGCUCAUGGGACAGAAUUGGUCACAAGAGAUUGCUCGGAAAGCCGGCUUCAGCUAUGUCCAUCAGUUCGGACGGAACAUAUCUCGCACUGGGAGGCAGAGAUGGUGAUUUCUGUGUGGUCGAGCUAAAGAAGAUGGAGAUAUGCCAUUGGAGUAAGAGGUUGCACUCGGGCACCAGCAUUUCGUUGCUGGAAUUUUGUCCGACCGAGAGGGUCUUGUUGAGUGCUUCUAGUGAACGCGGAGCAUCGGUGACAAAGCUAAAUGUCCCAGCCGAGUGGAAAGAUUGGCAACUAUAUGGAAUGCUUCUAGGAUUGUUUCUGGCAUCGGCGGUUGCAUACUACAUAUUCUAUAAGAACUCUGAUUCAUUUUGGGACUUCCCCUCUUAGUGAGUGAUCGACCCGCCAGGCCGGCGAUCAAAGCUGUCAUUGCCUGAUCUGCAGUCGAACGAUCGAAAAUAGACACGACAUGUUGGAAGACUGCUAAGUAUGUGGUAUCAGCUCAGAUUCCUCGACAUAAAAUUACUCUACUCAACUGCGUCAAGGGGGGAAGAAAAUUGCGCAAAGAAUCAGCAUCGCAACGAAAUGGGAAUGUUCUUGUCUCUUUAGUUAGGACUAUUAUUUCUGCAUUUUUUUCGGUUUCUACUAUUGAAAUAAACAGUUUUUCAGUCGUUAAUGUCUUUUCCAUUAUGGUCAAAAUAAUGUCAUGGUAAUCAGAUCUUACCUACUCUUUUUCU